Messenger RNA from Mus musculus (house mouse), 3604 nucleotides. RefSeq names its product predicted gene, 53464. The record is from RefSeq and is a predicted model, not a curated record. The transcript is spliced from 2 exons. The coding region runs from base 1679 to 3604 and encodes 641 amino acids. NCBI's taxonomy places the organism in Eukaryota, Metazoa, Chordata, Mammalia, Rodentia, Muridae.
GACCCUGCUGACCGGAGAAGAAAAGCAGCGGGUGCUCCUAGAGGCUAGAAAGGCAGUCCGGGGCGAUGAUGGACGCCCCACUCAGUUGCCUAAUGAAGUCAAUGCUGCUUUUCCCCUUGAACGCCCCGGUUGGGAUUACACCACUACAGAAGGUAGGAACCACCUAGUCCUCUAUCGCCAGUUGCUCUUAGCGGGUCUCCAGAACGCGGGCAGAAGUCCCACCAAUUUGGCCAAGGUAAAAGGGAUAACCCAGGGACCUAAUGAGUCUCCCUCAGCCUUUUUAGAGAGACUCAAAGAGGCCUAUCGCAGGUACACUCCUUAUGACCCUGAGGACCCAGGGCAAGAAACCAAUGUGUCUAUGUCAUUCAUCUGGCAGUCUGCCCCGGAUAUCGGGCGAAAGUUAGAGCGGUUAGAAGAUUUAAAGAGCAAGACCUUAGGAGACUUAGUGAGGGAAGCUGAAAAGAUCUUUAAUAAGCGAGAAACCCCGGAAGAAAGAGAGGAACGUAUCAAGAGAGAAACAGAGGAAAAAGAAGAACGCCGUAGGGCAGAGGAUGAGCAGAGAGAGAAAGAAAGGGACCGCAGAAGACAUAGAGAGAUGAGCAAGCUCUUGGCCACUGUAGUUAUUGGUCAGAGACAGGAUAGACAGGGGGGAGAGCGGAGGAGGCCCCAACUUGAUAAGGACCAAUGCGCCUACUGCAAAGAAACGGGACACUGGGCUAAGGACUGCCCCUGCCCUGGGAUUGCCAGAUUUGACUAAGCCCUUUGAACUCUUUGUUGACGAGAAGCAGGGCUACGCCAAAGGCGUCCUAACGCAAAAACUGGGACCUUGGCGUCGGCCGGUGGCCUACCUGUCCAAAAAGCUAGACCCAGUGGCAGCUGGGUGGCCCCCUUGCCUACGGAUGGUAGCAGCCAUUGCCGUUCUGACAAAAGAUGCAGGCAAGCUAACCAUGGGACAGCCGCUAGUCAUCCUGGCCCCCCAUGCAGUAGAGGCACUAGUCAAGCAACCCCCUGACCGCUGGCUAUCCAACGCCCGCAUGACCCACUAUCAGGCGAUGCUCCUAGAUACGGACCGGGUCCAGUUCGGACCGGUGGUAGCCCUAAACCCGGCUACGUUGCUCCCCCUACCGGGGAAAGAGCCUCACCAUGACUGCCUCGAGAUCUUGGCCGAGACACACGGAACCAGACCAGACCUCACGGACCAGCCCCUCCCAGACGCCGACCACACCUGGUAUACAGAUGGAAGCAGCUUCCUACAAGAGGGACAACGUAGGGCUGGAGCAGCGGUGACCACCGAGACCGAGGUAAUCUGGGCCAAGGCGUUGCCAGCCGGGACAUCCGCCCAGCGAGCUGAACUAAUAGCACUCACCCAGGCCCUAAAGAUGGCAGAAGCUCACUUACAGGCCCUCCAAGCAGUACAACGAGAGGUCUGGAAGCCACUGGCCGCUGCCUAUCAGGACCAGCUGGACCAGCCAGUGAUACCACACCCCUUCCGUGUCGGCGACACCGUGUGGGUACGCCGGCACCAGACUAAGAACUUGGAACUUCGCUGGAAAGGACCCUACACCGUCCUGCUGACCACCCCCACCGCUCUCAAAGUAGACGGCAUCGCUGCGUGGAUCCACGCCGCUCACGUAAAAGCGGCGACAACCCCUCCGGCCGGAACAGCAUCAGGACCGACAUGGAAGGUCCAGCGUUCUCAAAACCCCUUAAAGAUAAGAUUAACCCGUGGGGCCCCCUAAUAGUCCUGAGAAUCUUAAUAAGGGCAGGAGUAUCAGUACAACAUGACAGCCCUCAUCAGGUCUUCAAUGUUACUUGGAGAGUUACCAACUUAAUGACAGGACAAACAGCUAAUGCUACCUCCCUCCUGGGGACAAUGACCGAUGCCUUUCCUAAACUGUACUUUGACUUGUGCGAUUUAAUAGGGGACGACUGGGAUGAGACUGGACUCGGGUGUCGCACUCCCGGGGGAAGAAAAAGGGCAAGAACAUUUGACUUCUAUGUUUGCCCCGGGCAUACUGUACCAACAGGGUGUGGAGGGCCGAGAGAGGGCUACUGUGGCAAAUGGGGCUGUGAGACCACUGGACAGGCAUACUGGAAGCCAUCAUCAUCAUGGGACCUAAUUUCCCUUAAGCGAAGAAACACCCCUCAGAAUCAGGGCCCCUGUUAUGAUUCCUCAGCGGUCUCCAGUGACAUCAAGGGCGCCACACCGGGGGGUCGAUGCAAUCCCCUAGUCCUGGAAUUCACUGACGCGGGCAAAAAGGCCAGCUGGGAUGGCCCCAAAGUAUGGGGACUAAGACUGUACCGAUCCACAGGGACCGACCCGGUGACCCGGUUCUCUUUGACCCGCCAGGUCCUCAAUAUAGGGCCCCGCGUCCCCAUUGGGCCUAAUCCCGUGAUCACUGACCAGUUACCCCCCUCCCGACCCGUGCAGAUCAUGCUCCCCAGGCCUCCUCAGCCUCCUCCUCCAGGCGCCGCCUCUAUAGUCCCUGAGACUGCCCCACCUUCUCAACAACCUGGGACGGGAGACAGGCUGCUAAACCUGGUAGAUGGAGCCUACCAAGCUCUCAACCUCACCAGUCCUGACAAAACCCAAGAGUGCUGGUUGUGUCUGGUAGCGGGACCCCCCUACUACGAAGGGGUUGCCGUCCUAGGUACUUAUUCCAACCAUACCUCUGCCCCAGCUAACUGCUCCGUGGCCUCCCAACACAAGCUGACCCUGUCCGAAGUGACCGGACAGGGACUCUGCGUAAGAGCAGUUCCCAAAACCCAUCAGGCCCUGUGUAAUACCACCCAGAAGACGAGCGACGGGUCCUACUAUCUGGCUGCUCCCGCCGGGACCAUUUGGGCUUGCAACACCGGGCUCACUCCCUGCCUAUCUACCACUGUGCUCGACCUCACCACCGAUUACUGUGUCCUGGUUGAGCUCUGGCCAAAGGUGACCUACCACUCCCCUGGUUAUGUUUAUGGCCAGUUUGAGAGAAAAACCAAAUAUAAAAGAGAGCCGGUGUCAUUAACUCUGGCCCUGCUGUUGGGAGGACUUACUAUGGGCGGCAUAGCUGCAGGAGUAGGAACCGGGACUACAGCCCUAGUGGCCACCAAACAAUUCGAGCAGCUCCAGGCAGCCAUACAUACAGACCUUGGGGCUUUAGAAAAGUCAGUCAGUGCCCUAGAAAAGUCUCUGACCUCGUUGUCUGAGGUGGUCCUACAGAACCGGAGGGGAUUAGAUCUACUGUUCCUAAAAGAAGGAGGAUUAUGUGCUGCCCUAAAAAAAGAAUGCUGUUUCUACGCGGACCACACUGGCGUAGUAAGAGAUAGCAUGGCAAAGCUAAGAGAAAGGUUGAACCAGAGACAAAAAUUGUUCGAAUCAGGACAAGGGUGGUUUGAGGGACUGUUUAACAGGUCCCCAUGGUUCACGACCUUAAUAUCCACCAUUAUGGGCCCCUUGAUAAUACUUUUAUUAAUCCUACUCUUCGGACCCUGUAUUCUCAACCGCUUGGUCCAGUUUGUAAAAGACAGAAUUUCGGUAGUGCAGGCCCUGGUUUUGACCCAACAGUAUCACCAACUCAAAUCAAUAGAUCCAGAAAAAGUGGAAUCACGUGAAUAA